This is a messenger RNA of Oncorhynchus tshawytscha (Chinook salmon), 2604 nucleotides long. Its product is annotated as rho GTPase-activating protein 20. Gene Ontology annotation, biological process: DNA integration; regulation of Rho protein signal transduction; signal transduction. Gene Ontology annotation, molecular function: nucleic acid binding; GTPase activator activity. The transcript has 15 exons. The coding region runs from base 1 to 2604 and encodes 867 amino acids. Lineage: Eukaryota; Metazoa; Chordata; Actinopteri; Salmoniformes; Salmonidae. The record is from RefSeq and is a predicted model, not a curated record.
AUGGGCCCACAAUUCACUGCACAGUUCAAGCGUUUCGCCUCAGAAUGGGAGUUUGACCACGUGACCUCUUCUCCAAGACACCCAAAAGCAAAUGGCAAGGCAGAAUCAGCUGUCAAGAUUGCAAAAAACCUGUUAAGCAGGGCCUUGCGCGACAGCAACGACCCAUGGAAAGCGAUCUUACAGUGGAGGAACACACCCACUGAAAACAUGGACAGCAGCCCAGCACAACGCCUUCUGUCCAGACGUCUGAAGACUACCAUCCCCGUAGCUAACAAGCUACUUGAGCCCUGCGUCAUGGUUGGCGUCACAGACAAACUGCGUCACAGAAAGCAGCUCGCUAAGUGCUUCUACGACCGGACUGCUCGGGACCUACCAGAGCUGGAGGUGGGUGAAACGAUAAGGAUGAAACCGCUGCCGGGAGACCACACAGGACUUUGGAGGCUGGGCACAAGCCUGCAGAGAGUUGCACCACGUUCUUACCUGGUGGAUGUUGCCAUAUCGUACCUCUCUCUGUUUCCCUCCAUCUCCACCCCUAUCGCGUACCUCUCUCUCUGUUUCCCUCCACAGAGGUUGAAGUCUCUGAGCCAUCGUCGACAGUCCGCUCCCUCUUUGGUCAUCAACAAAGCCCUGACCAGAUCCAGAACUUUCUCCAGAGAGAGCUUCCUGGUUCCUGUGUGUCCAGAGACGUGCCCAUUGGUCCAGUCGUUCCUGUGUCCUGAUAGGGUGUUCCUCCUGCACGGCCACGUCACGCUGAAGACAGGGCUGCAGACGCAGGACAGAGACCUCUUCCUCUUCACCGACAUCCUCAUCAUUGCCAAGUCCAAGUCUCCCACACACUUCAAGCUGAAGGCCCAGGUGUGUGUGGGUGAGAUGUGGACAGCCCAGUGUAUGGAGGACGUAUGUGAGGGCAGCACCAACCCAGAGAGGAGCUUCGUCAUGGGCUGGCCCACCUGCAACUGUGUGGUCACCUUCAGCUCUGAGGUCCAGAAGGAGAGAUGGCUCUCCAUGCUCAAAAGUCGAAUAAAAGAGGAGAAGGAAAAGGAUGAUCCUAAAACCAUUCCACUGAAGGUGUUUGGGAAAGGCAUCGGGAGUUGUGCUCAGGUCGUCAGUAAGACCUUGGGUGUCAGUAACUCUGAUUCAACCAAUGAGGUUGUCCGACUCGCUCUUCAACAGUUUGGUGUCACGAGCUGUGUGAAGGACUACCAGCUGUGGGUAAGCUCCAAGAGGGACAACGCCCCUUACCCUCUCAUUGGUCAUGAGUUCCCUUUCAGUAUCCAGAUGAGUCAUAUGCGGGAGCCCCUGGCCCAUCCGGGCCGCAGGGACACAGUUCCACCUCCAGACAGACAGAGGGCGAUGCACCGCGACCAGGUACAGGUGGACAAACAGUGCCAGUUCAUCCUAAAGACCCGAUGCAGCUCCACAACAACAACGCCUGUGAUUGUAGACCCAGCUCAGAAGCCCUUCAAGCGAAGGCGUUCUCUCAUCAACUGGGCUUUCUGGAAAGGCUCCAAUCCUAACCUCCACAGUUCCUCUACAAACCUCUCCUCUCCUGCCCCCGGCUACCUGUUUGGCCAAUCGCUGAGCACCAUCUGUUGGGACAACUCCCUGCCCAAGCCCGUCAUGGACAUGCUGGUGUUUCUGUACAACGAGGGUCCGUUCACGCGGGGGAUAUUCCGACGGUCAGCGGGGGCGAGGGCGUGUCGUGAACUCAGGGACAGACUGGACUCUGGGGCUCAGGAUGUCCCGCUGUCACGGGAGCACGUCUUCAUCAUCGCUGCUGUGUUUAAGGACUUCCUGCGGAACAUUCCGGGCAGUCUGCUGUGUUCCGACCUCUAUGAACAGUGGAUGGAUGUGAUGGAGGAAGCAGAGGAGGAGGAGGCAGAGGAGGAGGAGCAGGCACAGGAUAUAACGAGGCUGAUUGGUCUACUGCCCAAAGAGAACUCCCUGUUGCUACGCCACGUGGUCGCCGUGCUGCACGGUAUCCAGGAAAACGCCCAUGACAACCAGAUGAACGCCUUCAACCUGUCUGUGUGCAUUGCUCCCAGCAUGCUCUGGGCUCCGGGCCCCAGCAGCCCCGAGGUGGAGGGGAGGGCGCCAAGAAGUAAUGAGAAGGUGUGUGACCUGGUGAGGUAUAUGAUAGAACACUGCCAGAAGGUCCUGGGAGAGGAUGUCACCUCCGUGUUUGGAGGUCUACCCCGGAAACGUGCCGAAUCGGACGUGUCUUCCUUCCACCUGACCGACUCGUCUUAUGACAGCCUGGAGAACAUGCUGAAUGAUGACAGCAGUGAGUCUCCAUGCCUCCACACCUCACGGCGGCGCUGGAGAGCCAAGCCCCUGCAGGGCAGCCUGGACUCGGUCCUCACCCUGAGUGACUGCGACCAGGAGCAUCCCGACCUGGACACAGACCCCGACACCACAGACCCCCAAUCUGGCAACCACCACCAUUGUGAUACGAUCACACAACCUGGAUCUGGCAACCUCCUCCAGCCCUCAACCCCAGCCCGAGGCAGGACCAGGAAACUCAGCCCAGCUGUGCCCCCUCCUCCUGUCCCAGCCCCCCAGCUCCUUGCAGGGGAGGGAGGAGGUGCUCAGAGCCGGCCAUAG